This is a messenger RNA of Pistacia vera, 891 nucleotides long. RefSeq lists its product as uncharacterized. The record is from RefSeq and is a predicted model, not a curated record. NCBI's taxonomy places the organism in Eukaryota, Viridiplantae, Streptophyta, Magnoliopsida, Sapindales, Anacardiaceae. The transcript has a single exon. The coding region runs from base 1 to 891 and encodes 296 amino acids.
AUGGAAAACGCCCUAGCCCGAGCAGUGAUGCAAAUAAGAUGGGAGGAGGAUGAGAUAAACCGAACGAUUCACUCCAGAUAUGAUUCAAGGCGAGAUGACAGGAAACCAGAGCACAGGCCAGCGGAGCACCGCUACCAACCCCCAACACGCAAUUCGAGUAGAGUCAGAAAACUGUAUGAUCGUCAACCAACAAGAAUCGAGAGCAGACAGUUCGGAUCGAACUGGUACAAAAUACCAGAGUACAGCCUCAAUAUCGAGCCAACCCAGGUGGUCGCGAUUAUGAAAGGAAUGGGAUCCACCGUUAAGUGGCCAGGCAAGCUCAAUCCCAAGGCAAGGAGAGACAAGACCAAAUGGUGUGAGUUCCACGGCGAUCAUGGGCACAACACCGCAGACUGCAUCGCUUUACGACUAGAGGUUGCUGCACUUCUAAAGAGGGGACACCUCCGGGAUCUGCUAAUUGAUCAGGGGAAGAACACCAUUAGCCAUAAGAGUUCAAAAGAACCAUCACCACCUCCGCGAGAACCUAAACCGAAAGGUUUCUGGUCGCUCAUCUCCGGAGGAUCAGAGAUCAGUGGGGUAAGUUACUCAUCAGCCAAGCGAUAUGCCAGAGCCAAUCGCCACCAUGAAGUCCAGUCCAUCCAUCCGGCCUCACGGUCACACACUCAUCAGGUAAUUCAAUUCGAAGAUGAUAAGCCAGUUACCCUGGUCGCUCCUCAUCAUGAUGCCCUAGUCUUCUCCCUACAGGUCGCCAACAUCGUAGUGAAAAGAGUAUUUGUAGAUGGAGGCUCUAUGGCAAACAUCUUAUUCCUUGAAACAGUGAAGGCUAUGGGACUGGAAAAGGCAAACAUCAAUAGGCGGCCGACGCUGCUAGUUGGCUUCAGCUCUAAGUAG